CUCCGCCGGCCGCCCGCGCGCCUCCGCCCCACGCCGCGACGCAGCCCGCCCCCUUCGGCCUUCGACUCCCGCUCCCCCUGCUGGCCUUUGUGUGGGCGCGCGCGCCUCCCGCCUGCUGCCGGCGCCCCGCGCGCCCGCGCCCUAAGCCCCUGACCGCGCCGCGGCGGCGCACCUCCGCGGCUCCGCCCGCAGCCCCGCACCCGGUGCCGGUGACCACCGGCCUGCGGCCGCCGCCCCGACGCGCGGCAGGCGCGUCCGCGCGUGUACUGAGUACUGCACCGGCCCAACCUCACUGGAUUUUAUGCGCAACGUGCUGGUUCUUCACAUGCACUCCUGGAUGCUUGAACCUGGAGUGACUACAUAGCUUGGUAUUCAUCAUAUAAAUGACGGGAAGAAGAUUGGCAGGCGAUGUAUAUUUGAUUCCCAGAACCCUUUACUUCAUAAGAUGGCAGGCUAUGUCAUCAUUCUCAGCCGGCCAUGGACGCCGACCCAAGAAGAAGCUAUAUUACCGUGAGCCUGGUCUUGACAAAGCCAUGGACCUUCAAAAGAAGCCUGCCCUCCUCCUUCGUCUCCGUGAUCUCAUUUUGGUACAAAGGACAGGCUCAUUACUUGUACGUGACCUUGAAAAGGAGGUUGGCUUUGUCCAAAAAUGGAACUUUGUUUCACUUAUCGAGCGUCAUCCCAAUAUCUUCCAUGUCUCUGGUGGAAGCGCUUCCCGAGAGCCCAUUGCUGUCACACUUACUGAGAAGGCCAAAAAGAUAUCCAGUGAAGAGGAUCAAGCACGAGAGCUAAUGGAGCCAAUCUUGGUGAAAAACCUAAGGAAGUUACUGAUGAUGUCGAUGGACUGCCAGAUCCCCCUGGAGAAGAUUGAGCUAAUCCAAUCUGAACUGGGAUUACCUAAGAACUUCAAGAACAACUUGCUUCCAAGGUAUCCUGAUUUUUUUUCAAUCCGUGAUGUGAAGGGAUUGGACCAUUUGUGUCUGGAGAAUUGGGACUCUUCACUAGCAGUCACAGCGCGAGAAGAAAAAUUAGAUUUUGAGGGUUUCCAAAUAGGCUGUAGAGGGAUUCCUAAAGAUGGAAAUAUCUUGGGUCCUUUUGCUUUCAGGUUGAAGUACCCAGCAGGAUUUAGGCCAAAUCGGAAGUACCUUGAGGAGGUUGUCAGGUGGCAAAAGAUGGCAUUUCCUUCACCUUAUUUGAACGCUAGGCGAGUUGAGUCUGCAACGCCACAGGCUCGAAAGCGAGCUGUUGCUGUCCUGCAUGAGAUUUUGAGCCUGACAAUGGAGAGGCGAUUGACAUCUGAUAAGCUAGACGUAUUUCACAAUGAAUACAGGCUUCCAUGCAAGUUACUUCUUUGUUUGGUGAAAAAUCAUGGCAUCUUCUACAUCACUAACAAGGGAGCAAGAAGCACUGUCUUCCUCAAGGAGGCCUAUGAGAACAGUAACCUCAUUGAUAAGUGUCCUUUAUUGAAAUUCCAUGAGCAGUUUGCAUCUUUGAUUGGCAGACCAUGCUCCAACUCAGAUAAUUCACUAGCAAUAUAAUUGGUGUGUAGGUUUACUGGUCAGGAGGCAGCUUAUUAAAGCACAUUUGUGUUAGCAAUAAUCCUGUGCAUGCAUGUACAUGUCCAGGUUCAGACUUCAGAAUGUCCAGGUGCAGCCUUUAGUGUAAGCAGAUUUUCAGCUAGCAGAUUAGGGAGGAUAAUAGGCAAUCAUAGCAGUAAUGCCGGCAGUAACCAGGUGGUUUAAGUGAGUCCUUAUUGUAGCAUGUAUCCAGCUAUACAUAACAAGAAAAAAAAAAUCAGAAAAGCAGCAAGCAAUUGCAGCACCGAUGACUACUGUGUAUAUCUGCGUUCUGUGCGUGUGCAAUCUGUGCUACACUGCUACCUGUGAGGCCGUCUUGGCUUUCAAUUUGCACAUGCCACUACAGUUUAAGUCUUUUGUACUGUGUGCGUUUCUGUCAGCUCAGUAACUAAAGAGAGAAUUAAAGAAUUGAAGUGACCAGUGACCCAUUUUCAAAUGUAAAUCCAUCUGAGAAAUCAAGUGGCAGCUCUGCAGAUUAGACAAAAUAAUGGUUGUACCAGAAGUCACAUAUUUAUUCCCACCAUUGUAGGUUUGGAUCUUAGGGGCGAUAUGAUUGGCUUAGGAAUUUUCUAGAAAGGAUUUGCUCCUGUUAUGCAGCUUAUAAUCCAAAACAGCCAGAUGCUAGUGGAUUUGCUCCCACUAUAGCAUUCAAGUUAUUAUAUAUUUUUAGUUUGCUUAUCUUGGCCUGAACCUUUCUUUCUGAUAAAUAAUAGCCAGAUGCUCAGUGUUUUGAAACUGUAUCAUACUAUCUUGUGAUUCUUCUUAGUGAAAUUGAUAUCUUUCUACCUCUAAGAAUGUGUCGCACUAGUAAACAGCCAUUGCUUAUUUGCUGCGUCGAUCAAUCACUUGAUCCUAUGAUUAAUGGUAUUAACUCAGUCUGGUAUUGUUUCUCACUUUCUCAGUUGGUUCUUUCUUAUCUUAUGAUUAUUUCUGCAUCCAUACACAGGUGGAAAGCACCUAUAAAUGCUACAGAUGUCGCCAGUAGCUGAAUUUGUUCAGAGCGCCAAGGUUUUCUAUAUUCAUGAAUCAUGAUAUCUGAUGGUUGCCUCGUGGUUAUCUCUCACAACCAUCCACCUACUUGUGCACUUUUAGGAUAUGGCUGAUGAAUAGGUACUGCUUUGUGUCAGAAUCGAUACAUUCUGCAGUUGUCAAAUAAGAGACUUUCCAACUGAGUGCUCUGACAGGAAUGCCAUCCUCUGAAAGCCUGUCGGUUACCUGGUUGCUUGCUGCUGAAUAAUGAUCAAUGAAAUUGGGGGUACUCACUCAGAGCUGUUGUUCUGGGACCAGAUUCUAAAAGGACGAAAAAGAUUUAUCAAUGGCUAUGCCAACCCCUGCAACAGGCUAAUAAUAGGCACAGACUUCACUGCAACGCUAGACCGAGCUUUCAGUGGGAUCUGUUGGAAUAAUCAGAUGAACAUAUGCCAAGAAAAGUUCGACCGACAAAAUUAUGGGAGGUGAGGACACAUUGAGGUGAAAUCAUGCCAACUGGUUGCUGCUCAGUUUGCUGCCUGAUUAUAACCCAUGAAAGUGAGGAGCAUAUACGGGGUGCAGCAAUCGGGCCCGGAUUUUGCAGACACCAAGAGGGCACCAUAAUGAUAGUGGUCACAAGACUGGUCAGAUGCACUAAAAGCUAGAUUUGGAUGGGAGUUAGUGGCUGAUAGUUUAGGCAGGCCUAUCCUGAAGUCAUACAAACAAUGGAGGGAGACUAGACGCCCUUUUCAGAUCCUGCUUUUUUUUCCCUUCUGGCCAAGCAUCUGGAGAGGGAGAUGAAUCAUUCUAUCUUUAGCUCACCACCAAACCCACCGGGUCAGUCCCCUGAGGGACAGGCUUGGUGCUGGAGCAAUCAUAUUCCUAUCUUAUUGGUUGGAAAAAUAGCCGCUUUAUCUGAUUCAUUCAUAGGGUAUAAAGAUGGUGCCGGCUGCAGUACCAUGGAAUGCAAUGGCAAAGAUAAACCAACUUUAUUCGCGAAACAGAAGAUGGACCAACUUUGGCGGGAAAUAAUUAAGGUCUACUACCCUACCAGCCUACCCGCGAAAAAUCAAGUUGCAGUGAACCAGAGAUCAAGCCUUGCUAGAGGUAAUAAUAAUCAGUAGCUGUGGAUAGCGGCCGAGGGCAUAUGCGUCCGUGGCGGUGGCUUGUGCGAGCUGCAUUGUGCUGUCUGUGUCUGCUUCCGAUCCGAAUGAAAUGAUGGUGGCGGAGGAUCGCUGCGUGCGUGGUGUGGGGGCUGCCGGCCGCGGCCGGUUUUGGUCUUGUCUGCCGCCGCGGAUGCUGCUGCCGGGUGAAGCCAUGCGCCUGCACCUUUCUGCCAGCAGAAACGUUUCAGUAGCUGCCUGCCUUUGCGCUCGGUCUCUGUAUCUUUUGCUUCCUUCAGCAUCAAUCCACCUCACACCAAAUCUCACUCCCUCCUUUUCCUUGUCCUCCUGCCCAGACGUACUGUGUUCCACAUUUAUUUAUUUCUUAUUUGUUAUGAAAAAAUGCUAAAACUUAUAGACCAGUUUUUCUACCAUUUUUACUCUGGUCUAUUCUAUAAUUGUUGUACUCUA
Panicum hallii is the source of this 4120-nucleotide messenger RNA. Its product is annotated as protein WHAT'S THIS FACTOR 1 homolog. The coding region runs from base 384 to 1538 and encodes 384 amino acids. The record is from RefSeq and is a predicted model, not a curated record. The transcript has 7 exons. Lineage: Eukaryota; Viridiplantae; Streptophyta; Magnoliopsida; Poales; Poaceae. Gene Ontology annotation, molecular function: RNA binding.